Messenger RNA from Paramecium pentaurelia, 1538 nucleotides. Lineage: Eukaryota; Ciliophora; Oligohymenophorea; Peniculida; Parameciidae. The record is from the annotation of a GenBank genome assembly.
CAUGGUUUUCAUUAUUCUGAUACUGCUACUAGGAGGAAUUUAAUCAUAAGAAUGCUAGCCUUACGGUGUUAGAUUAUUUUUAGGGCAUUAUUUUAGUUAUUUGAGAAAUACCUAAGAUUUAAUUAGAAUAGUCUUCAAUACAGAAGUAUAUCAAAUAUUUUGAUAAUUUCUAGCAAGAAUGUAAAGACUAGUUUAUUAUUGAAGUGGUUGAUAAUAAAUCUGGUAACAAAUUAAUGAUUUCAUAAAUCACAUACUACGAUACUCAAUUAUUAAAUAUGACAUAGAUAUAUGAAAAGAAUGAGACUACUCAUUUUAACUAUGAGACCUUUAUUCAUACAUUUAAGAUUGGUCUUCGUAAUAUAGACAUUACUGCUUCAACAUCCUACAAUUAUACUAUAAUUUCUAAAUAAAAUUAAAUAUUAUCUGGUCCAUAUAAAUUUGAUGUUCCCUAGGCAUAAAAUGAAUAAAAAAUGAUAGUUUUUGGAGAUAUGGAUUCAAAUUGGGUGAAAAAUUAUUCUAAAGACACUUUUGAUUGGUUAGAAAAUUAAGUAAAAUCUGAUAAACGAUAUGAUACUAUCUUAUUUACAGGUGAUAUGGCAUAUGAUUUGGAAUCAAAAAAUUGUAAAUAAGGAGAUAAUUGGCUCAGAAAUCUUUCUGUAUUUACUAGUAGAUAUCCCUUUAUGGCAGCUCCUGGAAAUCAUGAUUGGGGAAAUAAUACUAAUUUUGACUUUUUUAGAGCCAAUUUUGGAUCUUUAUUCUUAAAUGAAUAUAACACUUAACAUUAUCUUAAUGAUUUUUUUAGUUUUGAUGUUGGAAUGGUUCAUUUUAUAUAAUUUAAUCCAAUCAAGGCAGUUUAUCAAAAUGAUCUUUACAACAUUACACCUUUAAUAGUUGAACAAAUGAGAAAUGAUUUGAUUCAAGCAAAUUACAAUAGAGAGAAUGUUCCAUGGAUUAUAGUAUAUACUCAUUAUCCAAUAUAUUGUGCAGUUCCCAAAAAUGAUUAAUGCAUAAACAAUUUUAAAUAUUUAUCAGCAUUUGAAGAUUUAUUUGUAGAAUACAAAGUAGAUUUAUAUUUAAGUGGUCAUGUCCAUACUUAUCAAAGAAAUAAACCAUAUUAUAAAAAUACUACUGCAAAGUAUUUAAAGAAUGAUAAUAUUUAUUCAUAAUAUUAAUACCCUGUGUAGAUAAUAGAAGGGGCAGGUGGAACUGAUUAUGGAGAAUAAAAUUCAACUUAUCCAGAAAGCCCAUUUAUGGAGAUUUAAAAUCCAAAUCAUGGAGUUGGAGUUAUCACAGUUAAAAAUUCUACACAUUUAUAUUUUGAACAUAUCACUGUUGCAGAUAAUAAAGUUAUAGAUUCUAUAUGGCUAGAUCGUUCUACCAUUUAGACAUCAAAACGGGAUGGAUUUGAAGUUGCUAUGUGGGUAAUCUUUGCUGUUUUAAUGGUUAUUACUGGUGUUUCUAUAUAUUAUAAAUCAAAUCAAGGAAAGAAACUCAAAAAUAAAUUAUUAGAAGAAACAAUAACUAUGGUUGUCUCUUGA